AUGGGCUCCUCUCAGUCUAUCGUUACAGCGCUAGAAACGGUGUUAAAGCAACGAGACAUAAAAGUUGCCAAUCGGACACUUAAAAAUUUUGUCAAAGAAAUUGAUCGGGUGGCUCCCUGGUAUGUUUGCUCCGGGUCCUUGACUCUUGCCUCAUGGAAUAAAUUAGGUAAAGAUCUUGAUAAAAAACUGGCAGAAGGGGAAUUGAGACAGGGGACAAGGGCCAUUUGGAAACUUAUUAAGAACUGUUUAGAGGAUGAAGCCUGUCGGGCUGUUGUAGCGGAGGGACGAAAUGUCCUUGAAGAAGUCCAGGAUAGCAUGUCAGAAACUGAGCGUAGUGAGAGGUUGGGCGCGCGCAAGAAAAAACCAGUCCCAAUUAAGGAAAAUGGCCCCCCCGAGGAGGAAGAAGCCAGAUAUGAGGAGGAGAGGUAUCAUCCUGAUGAUCACUUGAGGAGUAAGAGAGAGCCCCGAAAGCGGCAGCCUUAUGCAGCCUCCCCGCAGGUAGUCCCUUCAGCGCCCCCUCCUUAUGAAAUGCGCCGGAAGUCCUUCUCCUUCCUCCCGGAGAAAGUAAAAAGAAAACUACACCUUGCUUAUCCUGUUUUUGAAGGCGCAGAGGGAGGACGGGUGCAUGCACCCAUAGAGUAUAAUCAACUUAAAGAAUUGGCAGAGUCGGUCAGAAAAUAUGGAGUAACAGCCAACUUUACUCUAGCACAAUUGGACAGGCUGGCCAUGGCCGCCAUGACCCCAGCUGACUGGCAGACGGUGGCGAAAGCAUCGCUUGUCAGCAUGGGCCAAUAUUUGGAAUGGAAAGCUCUCUGGCAUGAAGCUGCACAGGAGCAAGCCAGGGCCAAUGCUAUGGCUCUGACUCCGGAACAGCAACAAUGGACGUUCGACCUCCUGACAGGUCAAGGGCGUUUUGCAGCUAAUCAAACAGAUUAUCACUGGGGUGCAUAUCGGCAAAUCGCUGAUAUGGCCAUUAGGGCCUGGAAGGCACUCUCCAAAAAGGGGGAAGUGAAUAAUCAGCUCACUAAGAUUAUUCAAGGGACCCAGGAGCCUUUUUCAGAUUUUGUGGCGCGAAUGACAGAGGCAGCAGGGCGCAUCUUUGGUGAUCCUGAAACAGCCGCGCCUCUUACUGAACAGCUUAUCUUUGAGAACGCCACUCAGGAAUGUCGCGCGGCCAUAGCCCCAAGAAAGAAUAAAGGGUUACAAGAUUGGCUCAGGAUUUGUAGAGAACUUGGUGGUCCCCUUACUAAUGUAGGAUUGGCUGCUGCCAUUUUACAGUCUCAAAAGCGCCCCCUUAAAGGGCCUGACAAAAGAGUUUGCUUUAAAUGUGGAAAGCCGGGGCAUUUUAAAAAGGACUGUAGAGCAUCAGAAAGAGAAAGGGCUCCACCUACCCUCUGUACCCGCUGUGGUAAGGGCUACCACAAAGCUGAGCUAUGUCGCUCAGUAAGGGAUAUAAAGGGCAGAGUUCUCCCUCCUAUGGAGACAUUUGUGAAUAAGAAUCCAAAAAACGGGGCAGUGGGCCCUCGAUCCCAGGGCCCACAAAAAUAUGGGAACAGGUUUAUCAAGGCAACAGACGAGGCUCCCCCGGAAACGGAACAAGAGUGGACUUGUGCGCCUCCUCCGACUUCUUACUAAUGCCCCAGAUGGGGGUGCAGCCUGUCCCUGUUCAGAUGCCUACACCAUUGCCACAAGGGAGCGUAGGUCUCCUUUUAGGCCGAGGAUCGCUCACCCUGCAGGGACUAAUUGUCCAUCCUGGUAUAAUUGAUAAUCAACAUGUCCCUGAGAUUCAAGUAUUAUGUUCCAGUCCUAAUGGGGUUUUUUCUAUUAGUAAAGGAGAUAGAAUAGCUCAGCUGCUGCUCCUCCCAGGUGAUGCUCAUCAGAAAACAGAAGACAGACAGAUGGGAUCCUCAGGCCAGGAUUCAGCUUACUUAGUUGUUAGCCUCCAGGAUAGGCCAAAGUUGUCCCUCUGGGUUAAUGGUAAGC
Molecule: messenger RNA, 1983 nt
Organism: Chionomys nivalis (European snow vole)
Lineage: Eukaryota; Metazoa; Chordata; Mammalia; Rodentia; Cricetidae
Product: igE-binding protein-like
Exons: 2
Coding region: 1-1635 (544 amino acids)
Biological process (GO): viral process
Molecular function (GO): zinc ion binding; structural molecule activity; nucleic acid binding
Source: RefSeq, a predicted model, not a curated record